This is a messenger RNA of Trichogramma pretiosum, 1413 nucleotides long. It is a transcript of the gene Sergef, whose product is annotated as ultraviolet-B receptor UVR8. Lineage: Eukaryota; Metazoa; Arthropoda; Insecta; Hymenoptera; Trichogrammatidae. The coding region runs from base 134 to 1321 and encodes 395 amino acids. The record is from RefSeq and is a predicted model, not a curated record. The transcript has 5 exons.
AAAUUGGAGAUACAUGAUACAUCUGCCUAAACGCGAAAGUGAAAGGCUCGUGUCUGCUAUGGUUUGAGGAUAUUUUUCGAACUGUCAGUGGACUCUUUUUUUUUUGGCAAUUUUUUGUACAUAGAAAUCAAUCAUGACUGCUGCUAAAACUGUGCCAAAAACAGAAUAUAAAGUCAAGUUUGGCCGUUUAUAUGGAUGGGGUGCAAACUCUCAUGACAAUCUUGCACUUGGCCGGGGAGCACACAAAGAAGAAGUGUUGACACCCAGAGAAAUUAACUUGACUCAUAUUAAUUUAGAUCCAAUUGAUAUUGAGAAAAUAGUUGGAGGAGGCGGUCAUACUUUAAUGAUAGACAAAGCCGGCAAAGUUUAUAGCUGUGGGUGGAAUGUCAGAGGUCAGGCUGGAACCACAGAACAAACCUACGUAAUUGUUAAAGUGUCUGGUUUAGAUGACUUGAAAAUUGUUGACGUUGCAUGUGGUUGGGAUUGUUCAAUGGCCCUGACAGACGAUGGUCUUGUUUAUGCUUGGGGUUCUAAUCUAUAUGGCCAAUUGGGUGGUCUAUUACCUAUUGGUGUUAAAACUAAUAAACCAAAGCAUCUUCAAUUGGACAGACCAGUGAAAAAGAUAUCUUUGGGAUUGAGGCAUUCUGCCAUUGUUACUUGUGACAAUAAAGUUUUAACAAGUGGAGCUGGAAAUAAAGGACAACUGGGCAGAGACUUGCAAGAUGCAACUAAUUCUAAUGAAUUUGUAGAAGUUCCAGGCUUAGAUAAUGUUAGCAGUGUUUCUUGUGGACAAUAUCAUACAGUAAUAUGUACAAAUGAUAAUAAAGUUUUUGCUUGGGGAGACAAUAGGUAUGGCCAGCUAGGUGUAGAUAUUUCUAAGUUUAAACAAACUACAAAACCAAUGGAGGUAGAAGGUCUGAAAAAUUUUGGCAUUUGUAAAGAAGUUUAUUGCGCUUGGACCCAUUCAGCUAUAAUGAAUUCUGAAAAUAAAGUAUAUUUGUGGGGUAGAAAUGCCUAUGGUCAAUUAGGAUUAACCAAUAUGACUCCUAUUUGUACUGAUACAUGGACUGCGAAACAAGUUGAGAUUCCUCACAAAAUUAAAGAAUUUUGUAUUGGUUCACAACACAAUCUUAUGCUAUGUGAUAAUAACCAAGUAUUCUCAUGGGGUUGGAAUGAACAUGGGAGCUGUGGAGUAGGUCAUAUUGAUGAUAUAUAUGAACCAACAGCUGUACCAAUACCUCAUUCUCAUGAAGAAAUACUUCACAUUGGAACAGGGGCAGCACAUUGCUUUGCUAUUGUUAAAAAAGAUGAAUCAGAUUAAUUGAUUUAUAAAUAUGUAUUAUAGACUCAUUUUACAGAUUUAUAGAUAUGUUUUAUAUAUUAACAAUUGAAUUAUAUUUUUAUAAACAACUG